Messenger RNA from Dendrobium catenatum, 1763 nucleotides. RefSeq names its product oxidation resistance protein 1. Lineage: Eukaryota; Viridiplantae; Streptophyta; Magnoliopsida; Asparagales; Orchidaceae. The coding region runs from base 158 to 1237 and encodes 359 amino acids. The transcript is spliced from 8 exons. The record is from RefSeq and is a predicted model, not a curated record.
GGCACGCGGGUAAAAAUAAGAGGGAAAUGAGUUCGGCGAUGAAGAGGAAGGAGGGCCGAAGGCCACAAAGGAAACCAAAGGACGGUGAAGAAAUCAGCUUCGAUCAAUCUAUACGACGGUAGAAGCGCCUCUCUGUUGGCAGGGGAGGAUCAACACAAUGGGUUACUUGCCAUCUUCUCUGCGCAGGAAGGCGGCUCACUUGGUUUCCGACUUCACCACCGUUAUCUUCAAUCCAAUCUCCGACCGAUCCUCAGAGCCAACAGAUGAACCAGGGAUGACAAGUCCAAAGAUGGAUUCAGAAAAGGAUUUUGAGCUGCCAGAUGGACCUGACACUUCAUCUUUUACAGCUUUCCUAGUCUCAUUUCUCUCUUCUACAGACCCUCAUGGCCAUGUCGCUGAAGGAUCAAAGGAGCAACAAGCAGGGAAGGGAGAAAUUGAAACGGUUUCGGAAUCAGUAAUAAAGGAUCAUAGUGUGAAGAAAGGUCUGCUUUCAAGAGGCAAACAAUCUGUUGGAAAAGCCAUUCAAAAAAUAGCGCUGUAUGGUGGAUAUAGACAGAUCUCAGAGCCAAAAGCUGAUGAUGCUCCAACAAAUGAUUUAGAACUUGUUGGACAAGAGUUAAAAAAAAUUUCAGAUGACAAGAGGCCAAAGUUUAAAUUACCGGGUAUUUCUGAGCCAUCAUCACUUAUGUCGGAAGAAUUGAGAAGCUUUCUUUAUUUUUCACUGCCUGCAGUGGCUCAAGGGAGGAAUUGGGUGUUGCUUUAUAGUACUUGGAGGCACGGGAUAUCACUAUCAACCAUGUAUAGGAAAAGCUUGCUUUGCCCUGGUUACUGUCUAUUGGUUGUUGGGGAUGAGAAAGGAGCUGUGUUUGGUGGUUUAGCCGAAGCACCAUUACGACCAACUAAUAAAAAAUACCAGGGGACGAAUAGUAGCUUCGUUUUCACAAAUAUUUAUGACAGCCCUGUCAUCUUUCGCCCUACAGGUGCUAAUCAUUAUUACACUCUCUGCUCUCCGGAUUACUUGGCUAUGGGUGGAGGCGGUCACUUUGCACUGUACUUGGAUGUUGACUUGUUGAAUGGUUCAAGUUAUCAAUCAGAGACCUUCGGCAAUCCAUGCCUUGCACAUUCUCAGGACUUCAAAGUGAAGCAUGUUGAGUUAUGGGGCUUCGUUUAUCCUUCCAAAUAUGAAGAGAUGAUAACUUUGUGUCGAACAGAGAAGCCUGGAAUCUGGAGCUGGUAAAUUGAUUCAGGAAAAAUCGGGUCAGAACGAGUUUUAUUGCCAUUAAAUUUACUUUGAGAUGAGUGUAAUAUAUAUCUAAUGAAUCGGUUUUUAUAUUGUGCUGUUCUCAAAGCAAAUUUAUUAGUUUUAAAAUUAAUCCCACUGGAUUUUUCUCUUGCAUUUGAAGGCUAACCUGAUCGUCGAGUUUGGGUCUAACCCGGAUUCACCUUUGCAGGUUUAUGUGAAGCUAUUGUAAAUAUCUAACAUUUUAGUCUGUAUAUAGCUAUUCAGAGUUACUAGACUGUUAAGAUAAUAGAUUUAUCUUACUGUGAUUCUGUGAAGUAUGAAGAAAAACAUGAGGACAUAGAAGCUAAUACCUUCUUGAGUCUUCAGACAAUAUAUAAGGGUUAUGAUUUUGCCCUUCCAGAACUUAUAGUUUGAUCUAGUUGGGACUCAGUAGUUCGAUCUUUUGUUAAGCUUUUUAGAACCCUUUGUCCAAAAGAGUUAAGUCAGUUUUAUAAAUUAAAUUUUGUAGUUUGGAGUUUUA